Messenger RNA from Dreissena polymorpha, 3806 nucleotides. Its product is annotated as sodium-coupled monocarboxylate transporter 1-like. Gene Ontology annotation, molecular function: symporter activity. Lineage: Eukaryota; Metazoa; Mollusca; Bivalvia; Myida; Dreissenidae. The transcript is spliced from 16 exons. The coding region runs from base 219 to 2033 and encodes 604 amino acids. The record is from RefSeq and is a predicted model, not a curated record. Gene Ontology annotation, biological process: transmembrane transport; sodium ion transport. Gene Ontology annotation, cellular component: membrane.
UUAAGAUAGCAAACACUUUAUGCGCAAUUGUUUCUAAAUCAUGAAGUCAAUUUUGUGAACCAAAUGGUUAUUUGUAAAUAUAUGUUUAAAAUAAAUCUGAGUGUGUAAUUUAUUCUUAUUUACAAUUAUUGUGUAAAGGUGUUCGUGGAAUUACUGGAUAUUUAGCCGUAUUAUUAUUUCCAUUCAUAUUAAAAUAUAAAAAAAAGGAAACACAAACAAUGUCUGACCCUGUAAAUUCAUUUCACGUCUUGGACUACGUUGCUAUGGGAUUGUUUUUUCUCGUUUGCACCGGGAUCGGCGUCUACUAUGGAUGUUAUAAGAAGCAGAAGACGACGGAGGAAUAUCUCCUUGGUGGCAGACGCAUGCAUCUAAUUCCGGUUGCGAUAUCACUAUUGGUUACAUACCAGUCGGCGAUUUCCGUGCUCGGAGUGCCAUUAGAGACUUAUGUGUACAACACGAUGAGUUAUUACAUGGUGGUCGCCAUCAUGAUUGCCCACGCCAUUCAGGGAUUCUUUAUUGUGCCACUUGUAUAUCCUUUGGGUAUCAGCAGUUCGUACGAGUACUUCGGUAGAAGAUUCAAGUCGAGAGCCGUACAGUUACUGGGUACUGCAAUGGGAAUGCUGCAGACGCUGAUGUAUAUGGCCAUUGUUCUUCUGGCACCUGCUUUGGCACUUGAAGCAGUUGCUGGAAUACCAUUAUGGGUAUCCAUUGUUGUUGUUGGAAUUAUUGGCGCCGCAUAUACUUCAAUAGGCGGCAUGAAAACCGUCAUCUGGACUGACGUGUUUCAGUUCAUCAUAUUGUAUGGCGGCCUUAUAGUUAUACUAGUUUUGGCUCUGAUAGAAGUUGGAGGAUUUUAUAAAGUUUUCGGAGUAGCAAUCGAUGGUAAAAGAAUAGUUUUUGAUGAAAUCAACCCCGAUCCGCGAGUGCGGCAUACUAUCUGGGGUUUACUGUGCGGUGGCGUUUUUAACUGGUUACCAAAUUGUUGUAACCAAUCGGCAGUACAGCGGAUUUCUUCUAUGAAGUCAGCUAGAGAUGCAAAAAUAUCCUGCCUUCUCAACGUUCCCUUGCAAUUUGUGUACAGUCUAAUUCUGACAUUAGUGGGCCUGGUAAUAUACGCCUACUUUGUAGAGAAACAAUGUGACCCUUAUCUAUCUGGGGCCAUUAGCAACUACAAUCAGCUGAUGCCGUACUUCGUCAUGAAGGUGUUCCACAACGUACCAGGACUUGCUGGCCUGUUCAUUGCUGCCUUAUUUAGUGGAUCUCUCAGCACGCUGUCAUCGGGGAUCAACUCCAUGUCAGCCAACACACUUAAAGACAUUCUUCCUAAUGUUCUUCGUAAUGCACAGCAAUACAACCAGACCGUUAUUGCCAAAGUCGCAUCAAUGUUGUUCGGAGCUAUGGCUGUUGGAUUAGCAUACUUGGCAAAAUCUUUGUCAGGUCCAGUAACACAAAUUGCUAUUACGACGUUUGGUGCAGUAGGAGGUCCAAUGGCAGGCAUAUUCUUCCUCGGGGCAGUAUUUCCACAGGCUAACUGGAUUGGUGCAUUCUCUGGAGGAAUGAUCGGUUUGGCCAUAAAUAUGUGGGUUGCUAUUGGUUCUGUGAUGUAUGGUGCCAAGGCAGUGCCGUCCCCUCGCGUCUCCAUCGAAGAUUGCUCCGUUCUGAAUUUCACGGGCAUCUUGAGCAAUCUUACUUCGACGAGCACACCGACCUUUGCAAAUACAACUUGGCUGUAUACAACGCAGAUGUCUAAGCAUAUAGAUGGUUCGCAGCUUGCAAUUUAUGACGUGUCCUAUGUUUACUUUGGGCUGAUUGGUACAAUUAUCACAAUUGUGAGUGGCAUCCUGAUUAGCAUUUGUACAGGAAGCGCCAGAGGAGAUUUAACAUGUGAUGAGUACAUCUUCCCAUGCUUGCGGCGUGUCUGGAAAGGCCACCUGAUAUCAUCACAACCGGGAAAAUACAAGGCCUACAAAAACAAGACUAGUGUCAUCAACGAGCACGAAAUUAAUGUGGCACCGAUAAAGGCCUUAGAAUAAACGUGGUAUUGGAAUCGUUCCCAAAAACCCAGCCUGAAGUGAGAAUAAGUUUUGCUUAACUGUUGUUUGACUCUGUUAACAAUGAGAGACUCGGUUACAGACGAAAACGACGGUUUGAGUGUUAAGUCAAAUUCCGGUAAUUAGGAUGUAACAUUUAUAUAGUAUAUUCUACUGUCAAGGUUUUAAUAUCAACUGCCGCUGUUUAACUUUUAACUAGAGAAGCGUGCUUUUAAUCGAUGAUUUCAAUACCUGUAGUAAAAUUGUUUUAUCAUCAUAUUGGUUCGUUCUUUUAUGUCGAUAUGUCGUAGCUGAUAGGGUUUAUUUGCCUUCAAAUCACAAAUUCGUAUUAAGCGAUAAAUUAAACAUCUACAAAUGUUUGUUUGUUUUUAUUGUCUAUAAGUGUAUACAUUUAUGUUAAGAUUUGAGUUUAAGAUUCUUUCUAAAAUGUAAAACUUGUUUAUGCUUUAUUUGACAGAGAUAGUAGAUUGUUCAUCUACAAUGAAAUUCAAUUUGUUCUCGACUUCGAUUGAGUUUAAUGUAAAACGAGGGGCAUGUGUUAUGCUUAUGACCACAGCUUAUUAUUUUGAAUAUCCUUUAAAAUUUAACAUCCGCUGUUCGAGUAUUUCACUAUUGGCACUGUAUUGCUAAUAAUCUAAAUAUAUACCCCGAGUAAAAAAAAAUGUAGAAAUAUUUGAUACAAGUCAUAUCAACCUGAAAUAUUUUUUUUUAGAUAUCUUUGCAAAAAAACAAUUGAACAGCAACGCACUUUAAAUGUAACUGAAACUUUAUCUGUCCAGAUAUAAAAAUACUUUUUAACUAUUUAAAUUGUACUUGCUAAUGUUGGUCAACCGUCAGUGCUUUGUGAACUUCAUACAAAUUGCUAUAUUUUGUUUAGUUAGAUAUAAAUUACAUAAAUACUCGGCUUAAGCUUGUACAAUAUCCCAACAGCUACAAUUGCUGAAAUAUUUGCCAUUCACAGACAAAUGUUAGUAGAUGAAUUGAUUAUAAAACGUACGCGUAAUUUAAAACAUCAGCAUCACUCGUCUGUUACUUUGUAUCAAUUUGUGUGAAAAAAAUUCUAUUUAAUUUUAAUAUUUUGUAUUUGAUGUUUUGUCUUUUACUACUCAACCAUUCUCUGUAUAACCUGUCAAAUUUACAGUUAUUUAUUGUCUUUUGAUGAAAGCACUUUAUAUAUACAUGUAUUUUUUAAUUACUACCUGCAAGUGUAGUAAAGAAACUUGUUAAUAAAAUUCAGGUUGUUUACGCAUAAAUUUGAUAAACAAAUGAACGCAAGUAAAUCCAAAUGAGCUGUGCUCUUUGAAAAUGGGGUGUAAUGCAUGUGCGACACUUAACUAUGCAUGUGCGACACUUAACGCCUAAUCAGGGACAACACUUUUGUCUGAACUGGAUUUUUGAGCACAAGAGUGUUUCUGUGAACAAAAAAAAAACAUAAAAGCGGUAAGUGUCGUCCCUGAUUACACUGUGCGAACUGCACAGGCUAAUCCGGGAUGAUACUUUUCGUACAUGUAUUAAAUCCCCUUUUCACAGAGCAUGUCCCAAAUGAAUGUUCUAGAUAUCAAGAGGAUAACUCAUCACGCGAUUAAACAAAUAGUGUGUUCUUUGUCCUCCUGACAAAUCUCACAUGAUAAAGCUGGGAAAAUUUUUUAUAUUAAAGAUUAGUUUCCGUUUUUUCAUAAACCUACUAAAGUUCUCGUGAUCCACUUUGAUUCUUGUUAAUAAUGUGUACUCUUUAUAAAUGUUCUAAAUAUACAA